Acanthaster planci (crown-of-thorns starfish) is the source of this 3629-nucleotide messenger RNA. RefSeq names its product cholesterol 24-hydroxylase-like. Lineage: Eukaryota; Metazoa; Echinodermata; Asteroidea; Valvatida; Acanthasteridae. Gene Ontology annotation, molecular function: heme binding; cholesterol 24-hydroxylase activity; iron ion binding. The record is from RefSeq and is a predicted model, not a curated record. Gene Ontology annotation, biological process: cholesterol catabolic process.
CCAUCGUAGUAGAGGUAGUUAGCCUCUUCGCGGCCGCCCUUGUGGUCGGGUUCCUAGCGUUUGUAGCUUACGUUGCCUUCAUACAUCACAAAUACUCCCAUAUUCCGGGUCCACCGCUGAGCAAUUUCUUCACUGGAAAUUUGCAACAGAUAAGGAAUUGCGUCUCUCUUCCUGAAUACCUAACGCAACUCAUGCUCAAAUAUGGCAAAGUGUACAAGAUGUUCAUUUUCCAGAAGCCCAUUGUUGUCGUCCUUGAACCAAGUUUCCUGAAGGAAGUCAUGCACUCAACCACGCACAGCAAACCGGCAGUGGAACACGCCAACUUCUGGCACGUCUUCGGUUCCCGAUGUUUCUACCACGGCCUUCUCACAGAGACAGACGUUCCUAAGUACUUGAAAAGGAGGGCGCUGUUCAAUCCUGCCUUUCACCGAAGGGUCUGCUGCAAGUCUGUCCUUGGAGAUGGUGGUAGCGUCGGAGGUGGGGACAUUGGUGAACAGGGAGACGACAUCAAAGCUGACCAUGAUGUCGUCUGGCUGGAGGGUGAGGUCUUGGAUGAGGGCAGCAAACUGGUCCGAGUUCUUGACGUGAUGUUCGGUGUUCCCCACCAAGGGCAGAAAAAUUUUGGCGAGGGCUUCAUGGACCUGCAGGCGGAUCUCAUCAGCUGCGGACUUGUCAAGGUGGCGGAGGAUCGGUUCGGUGUGCUGGAUGCUGUCUUCAGCAUUACUUCCCACCAUAUCCAGCGCAUUCUCCACAAGCAGGGUAUUCGGGUUUUCCACACAGCCCCACUGCAGUUGCACAACCUGUUCACUUCGCACAAGGACCGGCAGGACCCCCAACGCAGACCAGGGGUGUACAGAAUUCCCUGCCAAUGUGGCAAAGUGUACAUCGGCGAGACGGGCAGGGACCUCCCUACCCGAAUCAACGAGCACAAAACUCAUGGCAGGAAGGGAGAGCUUGAAAAGUCGUCAAUAAUCAAGCACUCACACACUGAAGAUCAUCAGAUCAACUGGAGCCAAGCUGAACUCGUCACCAGCAUCGAACGAUGGUACUUGAUGCAGUCAAUGGACGCCUUCAACGACAGUGUGGAUUUGCUUAUUCGGAAACUCUCCAAGGAUGCCAAUGGAAAAACGGAGGUCAAAAUGUUGGACGUGUUCAACAAAAUUACGCUAGACGUCGUCGCCAAGGUUGCCUUUGGGCUUGAACUGGACGAUGUAAUGGAGAAAGAUUCGCCCUUCACUCAGGCCAUCCUGAUGACGCUGCUAGGGAUUCAGUCACAGUUUUUCGAGCCUUGGAGGCGGUUUAGUCCACUGUCCAGUGACCGUAAGUUCCGACAAGAUGUUCGCCAGGCCAUUAAGUAUGUGCGGGCAACGGGUCGUCGAUGCAUCGAGGCCAGACUCGAGGCGAAGAGGCGAGGAGAGAAGCUACCAAGAGACCUCCUCACCUACAUCCUGGAGGCAUCCCGAGACUUCCAAGCAGACAGUGACUUCAACAUUGAAGAAAUGAUCGACGAAUUCUUCACUUUCUUCUUUGCGGGCCAAGAAACAACAGCUAAUUUAAUGGCUUUCAUAUUGGUGGAGCUAGGACACAAUCCAGAGAUCUACCAAAGAGUAAUGACAGAGGUCAAUGCUGUGUUUGGUGACAAAGAGAGAAUAGAAUAUUCGGAUCUGGGAAAGCUGGAAUAUUUAAGUAUGGUUAUCAAAGAGACUCUUCGCUUGUGGCCUCCCGCAUUUGGCACCAAUCGUGAGAUGGCUUGUGACAUGACCGUCCUCGGUUAUAAGAUACCUCAAGGCACGGUGGUUUGGUUGAACACUUACGUGAUGGGAAGAGUUGAAGAGUUUUUCAAGAACCCCCUGGUGUUCGACCCUGAAAGAUUCUGCAAGACGGAAAAGGGAGAAAGGGAGAAGAAUCUCUUCACAUACUUCCCCUUUUCUAUGGGUACGAGGGCCUGUAUAGGACAAUCAUUUGCGCUGAUUGAGGCUCGACUCAUCAUCGGUCGCCUUCUUCACAACUUCAAGUUCACUCUGGCGCCAGGACAGCGUCGAGAUGACAUCCUGCAAGAAAUAACGAUCAAGCCGCGCCAAAGAUGCACGAACUACCUGACACCCAUUCGCUAGAUAAAAUCCACGGCAGAGAACAGUUACAUGACAUAGUCAUUAUGCUGGGCCCGAGCAGAGGGGAAGGCAAUCGUUUGUGUAAAGAACACAUUAUCUGCUGACUUUGUGUUGAAACUAUAUAAGCCAAUUAACCUUGGUCGAUUAGUUCAAUUUAUUCUUUAGUUGUACUGCAACUUGCAAUCAAUAUUUUGAAGUUAAACUCUGAAACAAUCAGACUGAUAUCAUCGAUAAUACUUUUCGGGGGCAGAAUACCAUUUACGCAUGUAAAUGGUGAUUAAUAUGCCAAGCGUAACACCUGUACCCAGUUCUGACUGGUGUACUAGAUCAAAAUCAGAACCACAUUUUACUAUUAUAUGCCUUUCUAAGGGGAGAGGGGACAUUGUUGGGGCUGUACGCCGUUUUGGAGGGAAAUUCAAAAAAAGUCGCUUGGCUUUUUAGCAUGGCCCUCGUUGCGCUAAUCUCAGAUUCGCCCUUUGUUAAUAAUAGCUAAUGGGUCUGAUUCUUGAGUCAAAAUCGAAAGUGAGGUUAACUCUUUAUUUUUUUUAACUUGAAAGCAUCAAUGAAAGAAUGAAAUUUCUUGUAAGUGUAACUUAGUACGUGUCUACUCUGAUGGGUAAUUUCAUACCGUAGUGUUUUACGCCAGAUUUGUCAAAUAAAAAUGAAACGGAGGCUUAAACUCAUAUGACUGCCAUUCUAUAUUUAACAAUUAAAAAGAUAUCCGACCAACAAGAUCAAGAUGGCUUCGAAAGGAAUAAGGUCCAUUGAGUACAGACAACUAGAUCUUACUUUCGUAGAGGUAAGCCUAUAGAUUCAAGCCUUGAGCGGCAUUAGAGGUACAGUUUUAGAACCACAAAAGGCAGCAAAAUGCCUCAAAACAGUGAAAUAAACAUUGGAUAAGAGAUCAACUGACACAAACAGAUGCCUUCUGAAGAUGUGCAUUGAAAAACAUUCUUUUGUAUCGACCCUUCAAGAAGACUGCAAAGAAACCUGUUCUACUUAUUUCAUGUCUCCAUAGAGAUGCUGUGAAGGCUGGAAUCUCAAGAGUACUGUGGUUUGCCCGUUCUAGGAGCAGUCCUCAGCUUGCAUGUAAAAUACCCAGUGUCCUGGAUCACAUGCCUCCCGGUGACAGUGCGGAGUGCGAUGCGAUUCUGUUGUAUAUUUUCAUGGUCUUUUCAUAUCUUUCACGGUUACGAACAACUAGGUAUUGUCGUCCACAAUCUAACAUGGAAAGUCAGUCAUAAAGUAAGCAGCAUUAUAAAUUUUCAAAACCUACAAAAUGCACUUUUGUGACUCAGUUCACCUCAUUUCCAAUGUUUUUUUUAACAAUUUGAAAGGGUAUUUGCCUGUCAUAAUAGUCUUCAUAAUGAAUAUCCCCAUUGUACGUGAGCAAAACUGAUGUCGUGCCAGAAAGAAAAUCUCAGUGAUACAUUGCCGGGUCAGGCUUGCUUUGUUUGUGGUGAUUCAUUGUCGUCUAAAUACAGAGCAUUAAGUAAGCAUCAAUUCCUUUCUCAAAAG